Messenger RNA from Zingiber officinale, 1353 nucleotides. RefSeq names its product EPIDERMAL PATTERNING FACTOR-like protein 4. The coding region runs from base 657 to 1067 and encodes 136 amino acids. The transcript is spliced from 3 exons. The record is from RefSeq and is a predicted model, not a curated record. NCBI's taxonomy places the organism in Eukaryota, Viridiplantae, Streptophyta, Magnoliopsida, Zingiberales, Zingiberaceae. Gene Ontology annotation, biological process: guard cell differentiation; stomatal complex development.
CUUGUCUAUCGCGCUGCUGCAUCAUCAUUAAAAGUGAAAGGUACGAACAAAAGUGACUUGCAUUCUUCGGUCAAAAGGCACCCACCAUUAAGGUCGUAAUCGGACGGAACAUGCAAUCUCAUCUCUGAGUACUUGAAGAGUUAAUUCAAUGGCCUUUAUGAUUAAAUCUCAAUUAUUGGGGAAGAACUCAUUGGACUCCUUGACGUUGUUUGGAACUGGCCAACAGUAGGCGUGCAUGUGGAGACUCCGAAUCUUAUCAAUUUCACCAAAUAGCUCAGCGCCAGCAGCAGCAGCAGGCUGUCUCCUCGUCCUGCAUUUCCUCUGUUUCUAUCAAAGUCGGAGACAGAAACUGGAAAGAAAAAAAAGGGAAUAAAGCAGGAAUGGGAUAUAAAUCUCGUUAAUGCUUGAAGGUGGAGGUGGACGAAUUGAUGCAAGAUCCAGUAACAAGAUAAUUUGACUUGACUCCGCUUCUUGUCUUCGAUACCAGUUGGGAGUGGCUCUGCAGCUCAAGAACCCGUGAGAUCGAUCUGCUCCAUCCCCUGAGAACAUGUUUAAGAUUAGCUUAUCAUCUUUCGUAUGCCCUUAAUGGCGGAUGCAGCUACAAAUGUGCCUAGAUUCUACUGCUCUUCUUCGUUCUUUUGAGGCGCUUGUCAUCGAUGGAAUGGAAAGGGAGUGCUAAAACAGUCAUCGCGUUCAAGAUGGUUCUUUUAUUCUUCCUUUCGUUUUGCAUCCUAUUGGUUUUAGAUCUCGCAGCAGGAAACUGCAGCAGCGUUUCUGCUUGUUCAGUGACCACAAUCUGGAGUGGAAAUUCCAACUACAAGGCGUGGCGACGGAACGAAGCGGAGACGGAGGCGGCGGGCGGAGGUGGGAGUAGGGGUAGUCUGUUCGUAGGAUCCGGAUCUUGGCCGCCAAAGUGCACGUCCAGGUGCGGCACGUGCACGCCAUGCUCACCGGUGCACGUCUCGGUGCCGCCGAGGCAGCAACAGAAGCAGAAGAAGGCGGACGCCGCCGAGUACUACCCGGAGGCCUGGCGGUGCCGGUGCGGCGGCCGCCUCUAUGUGCCAUAACUGACGCUGCAUAUCCUCCUACAGUCCUACUCUAGUACUCUCCCUCGCGUGGAUAGGGAGGGUACGAGACUGACUCGGGGAGCCAGAAAUUAUAAUAUAUCCGGACUAAAAUUGUUCAGCAAUAAAAAAAAAAAUAAUACAUAUGCAUUAGACAAAAUAAAUAAGCAUUAGAAAUUAACAUCAAAAUUAAAAAUUUUCAUCCUUAAUGCAUUCUAACGUUUGGUGUUAACGUUUAGAUCAUGCGCUUUCAGCUGUAUAUCUAUAUUUCUUUCUUUCUAUAUCUAUA